UAGCGGCCCCUGUAGACGCGAACGUCCCUUGUCGCGGCACCGUGUGAAUUUUGCGGCGAUUUAUCGUGAGUUUUUUUGCACUUUUACCCUGAGAAGAAAAUCCGUGGAUGAGCGCCCAACACCUGAAAGUUAGGAAUGAGAAAAAACAAUUAUCUUCGGGACACAGAAAAAAAAGAGUGCGAGAUAACGCGAGAGGGAUCAAACUGGGCCUAGUCUGAGACUUGACCAGCUCCAGAAUUUAGCGGCCAACGGCUGGAGACUUGUAACUUUUGAUGACACGGUUUUCGGUGACCAAACUGAGCUGUGAUGUUACACACGUAGGAUCCGCGGUGUUUGGGCUCCACCCAGUGGACAAACCGAAAACCACAACAACACGGGAGAAAGCCGUCAUGGCGGCGGCCGUCACGAGCACAAGGCUUGCGUCAAGGUUGACGCUGGUCACUGGGGGAGGCAGCGGGAUCGGACGGGCGGUGUGCCGGCGCUUGGCCUCUGAGGGCGCGUCCGUGGUGGUCGCUGACAUCAGUGAGGAGUCGGCCAACGAGACGCUGGAGAGCCUGCGGAGCGACCUCAGAGGGCAGGGUCACACGGCGGCCGUGGUGGACGUGUCGUCGAGGGAGAGUGUAACGAGGCUGAUCACAAGUAUCCAGGUCCAUUACUUCCAGCCUCCCUCGGUGUGCGUGAACGCGGCGGGCAUCACCCAGGACGGCCUCCUGCUCAACAUGACGGAGGAACAGUUUGACAGGGUCAUCCAGGUCAACCUGAAGGGUUCGUUCUUGGUCACGCAGGCUGUCGCCCAGGCUCUGGUGGCCUGUGGAGCACGCAAAGGAUCCAUUGUUACCGUGGGCAGCAUCGUGGGAAAGGUGGGAAACAUGGGACAGGCAAACUACACCUCCUCUAAAGCCGGAGUGGAGGGUUUAACCAGAACCGCUGCCAAGGAGCUCAGCAGGUUCGGGAUUCGGUGUAACUGUGUGCUGCCAGGAUUCAUAUCGACUCCGAUGACGGAUGAGGUACCAGAGAAGAUUAUUGCCAAGAUGAAGUCCUUGGUGCCCAUGGGAAGGCUGGGCGAGCCCGCCGAGGUCGCCGACGUCUGUGCCUUCCUAGCUUCAGAUGACUCUCGGUACAUCACGGGAGCCAGCGUCGAGGUGACAGGUGGACUUUUCAUGGGCUAAAUUGAAGUGUCCGUCAAGCUGACGAAGACCAAUGGGAGGCCAGUUCGUUCACAAUUAAUUUAAUUGUGGAAGGGAUUCUUCUUUUUGGGUUUUUAUAAAUCUGGCUGUGAACAGCUACUAUGCAGUGUAAAGACCCGAUUUGUGCCAAUAAAUACCUCUGUACAGGAA
This is a messenger RNA of Xiphias gladius (swordfish), 1337 nucleotides long. It is a transcript of the gene hsd17b8, whose product is annotated as hydroxysteroid (17-beta) dehydrogenase 8. The transcript is spliced from 10 exons. Lineage: Eukaryota; Metazoa; Chordata; Actinopteri; Istiophoriformes; Xiphiidae. The record is from RefSeq and is a predicted model, not a curated record. Gene Ontology annotation, molecular function: oxidoreductase activity, acting on the CH-OH group of donors, NAD or NADP as acceptor. Bases 273 to 1169 code for a protein of 298 amino acids.